AUGAUAGAGCGACUACAUCGACAGCUCAAGGCAGCCAUCAAGUGCCACGAGAAGGACCAAUGGACAAAGGUUCUUCCCACCGUGCUGCUCGGCAUCCGGGCUGCGUGGCGAGAGGAUUUGGGAGCGACCACAGCCGACCUUCUCUACGGCGAGUCAAUUCGGUUGCCCGGAGAGUUCUUGGCUUCAAGAGCACUCCCAGAAGGCGACGCGGCCGAAUACGUCAAAGAUUUAAGGCAGCACUUCCGAAGACUCCGCCCGACAAACGGCACCCGCCACGGCGAACGGCGGACCUUUGUGUUCAAAGAUCUCAGUACGGCGGACCAAGUAUUCGUGCGCCACAACGCACCUGGAGGAACCCUGCAGCAACCGUAUGACGGACCCUACAAAGUGGUCAGCCGCAAACCGAAAACAUUCGUGGUUCACAUCCGAGGUAGGGAUGUAACCGUGUCUAUCGAUCGGCUGAAGCCCACCUACAUCAUUUCAGAAGACGAGGAACCAUAG
This is a messenger RNA of Trachymyrmex septentrionalis, 501 nucleotides long. RefSeq lists its product as uncharacterized. Bases 1 to 501 code for a protein of 166 amino acids. Gene Ontology annotation, molecular function: nucleic acid binding. The record is from RefSeq and is a predicted model, not a curated record. The transcript has a single exon. NCBI's taxonomy places the organism in Eukaryota, Metazoa, Arthropoda, Insecta, Hymenoptera, Formicidae.